Messenger RNA from Belonocnema kinseyi, 1588 nucleotides. RefSeq names its product insulin-like growth factor I. The record is from RefSeq and is a predicted model, not a curated record. Gene Ontology annotation, molecular function: hormone activity. Lineage: Eukaryota; Metazoa; Arthropoda; Insecta; Hymenoptera; Cynipidae. The coding region runs from base 520 to 951 and encodes 143 amino acids. The transcript is spliced from 3 exons. Gene Ontology annotation, cellular component: extracellular region.
ACUGACUAGUGUACUGAUUAACUAACAAUUACGACUCCUCGAACAUCGCUAAAUUCUAAUUAUAUCGCGUGUCUCUAAAUAAAACUCAUCAAUCUACAGUUCGUUAUCAUAAAACCUGCACGAUUCUCAAAAGUCAGUUUCAAUGUGAUAACGAUUUUAUUUGCGCAUCCGUGAAUAUAAAAGUACAUUUACCCUGCGAUAGUGAGUCAGACACAAUCAUCUCUCGAUUGGCGUUAAUUAAUGCAAUUUAAUGAUAGAGCUGAAGUUCAGACUUCGGGGUAUUCUUGGGCUGAUGAUAGAUUCCUAAGAUUUCAAUUUACAAGCGGAAACGAGAAAGCAGGAACUGGAACCGGAACUCAGAGGUCAAAAUUCUUUCAGUCUAUUUCAAGUUUAUAGUAUCCUCGCAUUUCCCGCUGCCCCACAGAAGCAAACCUACACCCCCACCCUUCCAGCUCACCCACUAUCCGAAGCGAAACCGCUAUAAAAGGCGUCGCGAUGUAACAUGGACGCCGGAUUACGAUGAAGUCGAGUGUCGCGUCGAGAUCCUGUCAAGCGUGGAUUUACGUCCUCGUGGCCGUUGUUCUACUACAUGUCCUGGGACUUUCUUACGCUAUGCCAUACGGCACGGGUGAGCAAACAAUUAGGCUGUGUUCCAGAAGCCUUAGUGAUGCGCUUUUUCUCAUCUGCCAGGGCAGAGGAUACAAUAGCCCGUUUUCCUACAGCAGUGAAGAUGAACUGCGAACAACGAGCACUUCUGGACCUGGACUUGUCGACGAGUGUUGUUUACAAUCUUGCAGCAUUAAACAACUUGAAAUGUACUGCAAACCUGCGAGUGAUGAAAGCAACUCGCAGGAUGCCAUGGAUGAUUCUGUGAGAAUAAUAAAUCUCCCAGAUGUCUUGGUGCCAAAUGAGCCUGGUCAAAUAACGAGAAGAAUAUUAAACCAUUCCUGAUAACGCAGUCAUGCGUAAUGGGCCAAAGUUCAACAAAGCAGCACGAUUAUUAUGGUUCUGUUGAAGACGUGCUAUCAUUUAGGUAGAUCUCCAUACGGUUUUGUCCGUCUCAAAGAUUCAAACUAGAAAUAUCUUCAGUAUUCAAAAGUUUCAUUAUGCCCUUUUUUAUUGGCCGCUUUUGAUGAUAUGAAGUAGUUGCCUGUUGAACAAUUUUCUAAGCUUUGUGAUAGAAGACUUGAGAGUACAAAAAAGUCAGGAUUCCAGAUCAACAAUCGACAUCUUCACCUCAGCCCUAGAAAAUAAAUUAGUGAUCGAAUAUUAAUGAUUGAUCCUUGACCUGGAGUCACCCCAUUCCUCGGAAAAGAAGGACGAACCGUGAAGACUUGUGUUCUCUUUCAAGGAUAUGACUAAACUUUUGAGCCUCAGACGGUGCUGUGAAAUCUGAAGAUUCCAUCCAAAUUGAAAUGGGAUCACUGUAUAUAGACUUUAACAAAAUUCAAUGUGAAAGAAAGAGUGAGAUAAAGUGAGAAUCUGCAUACGAGUUCAAUAAAAGAGAUAGGCCGGAUCGUCUUAUUUCGGAAUUCAAGCAGAUGAAAGAGACUUUUUAACUUGACUAAGUAUUCCGAACGCAACGAGU